AUGUCGUUCAAUCCCAAUGAUGGCUUCGUGGCCACCGCACCGACCGGAGAUGCCUCUGGCAUCGACGAGCUACCCAUCUUCAAUGUGGAACGCGCUCAAAUGGCAUUUUCUGUGACGGCGGAGUUCGUGGCGGCGCAGGUAGCGAACAACAUUAUGAUCUUGGCCUUAUCCAACGGCCGGAUUCUGCGAAUCGACCUGAAGCGGCCGGAGGACAUUGAUGAUAUUGAUCUACCGAAAAGAGCAUCCGAAAUUGGCGUUAUUCGGCGCAUGUUCCUUGACCCAACUGCCUCUCAUUUACUGAUUUGCACUGCGCUGGGCGAAAAUUACUACCUUCACACGCAAUCAAGGCAACCUCGGCCCUUGGGCCAGCUGCGCGGCGUUGCAAUCGAGAGUGUAGCGUGGAACCCAUCUCUCCCAACUGCGUCAACACGCGAGAUUAUCCUUGGUGCCUCCGACGGCAACAUUUACGAAGCAUUCAUCGAAACCGCCAACGAGUUUUACAAAAGAGAGGUCAAGCAUCUCAAAAACCUGCACAAGCUUCCCGAUGGUCCUAUUACGGGCUUGUGGGUCGACGAUUUGAAGGGCAGUCCGGAUACUCGAAGAAUCAUGAUUGGCACACAGAGCAGAUUGUUCCAUUUGGUGGGCAAGAUUGGGCGGAGUCAUGACGGCAGCGGCUCGGUAUAUACGAAGUUAUUUGAAUCGGAACAGCCUGUGAUUCAUGAAAUCCCGCGAAGCUCAUCCGGCGGCCAUUCGACAGUCGUGGUCUCUCCAGAUUCUCCUGAGGGGGGUCGUGCAGAUAAUACUCCAGACAGAGCGUAUGCGUGGUUGUCAUCGCAAGGAGUGUUUCAUGGCAAGCUUCUGAAUAGCCCCAAAGACAGCAGCCUUGGAUCCAAGGUCUUUGCAGAAUCAAAGACGCUAUCUAAGGCACAAAUUAUUGCUUCGGAGUCCACGGGUCGGCAUAAACCGACUGCAGAGACUGUCGAUUCCUUACUUCUCACCGAGUGGCACAUGCUCAGCCUGGUUGGCAAUCGUGUUAUUGCCACCAACCGCCUCACGGGCAAUACGGUGUCUGAACAUGACGUCCUUGCAACUGGUCAGAAGGCUAUUGCCUUCACCAUGGACAUGCAAGAACGAACGUUUUGGCUCAUCACGUCUGACGAGAUAUACGAGAUUGUUGCCCGAGACGAAGAAAGAAAUAUUUGGCAAAUAAUGAUGAAGAACAAGCAGUUUGAUUCGGCAUUGCAAUAUUCUCGUACACAGACGCAAAAGGAGACCGUUGCAGCGGGCUAUGGGGACUACCUUGCGAAGAAGGGACAUUGGACCGAGGCAGCUGUGCUGUAUGGCCGUAGCAACAAACCAUUCGAAGAUGUUGCGCUCAGCAUUAUUGACAAUAAUCAGGCGGAUGCCUUGAGACAGUUUCUAUUGACGAAGCUUGCCAACACAAAGAAGUCUGCCACUCUACAAAGAACGAUUGUUGCUAGUUGGUUAGUGGAGGUAUUCAUGGCAAAGCUCAACUCUCUCGACGACACAAUCAUCACGCAGGCCGAGCUUUCAGAGACUAUGAACCCCGCUGAGUCGAAGAUGAUUCUGGAGUCUGUUAAAAAGGAGUUCCACGAUUUUGUCAACAAAUAUAAAGGCGACUUGGAUCGGAAAACGGCAUACGACAUCAUUAGCAGCCACGGAAGAGAAAGAGAGCUUCUAUACUUUGCUAAUGUGGUCGACGACUACAACUACGUUUUGUCGUACUGGGUACAGAGAGAGCGUUGGGAAGAGGUCUUGAACGUUCUCAAGAGGCAGACGGACGUUGAUGUCUUUUACCGAUACAGUACAGUUCUCAUGACUCAUGUUCCGCAGGAAACGGUCGAGAUCCUGAUGAGGCAAUCCGAACUAAAGCCUCGUAGCCUCAUCCCAGCAUUGCUUGAGUACAAUCGCAGCUUCUCUGGACAUGCAAACUCUCAGAAUCAGGCAGUCCGAUACUUGAAUUACGUCAUUUUCCAACUAAACUCUACUGACGCCGCUAUCCACAACACGCUCGUUUCAAUAUAUGCCUCGCACCCUUCAAAGGACGAGUCAGGACUGCUUUCUUAUUUGCAGGCUCAGGGCGAUGAGCCACGGUAUGAUCCUGAUUUCGCGCUGCGACUGUGCAUCCAGCAUCACCGCACUCUUUCCUGCGUGCACAUCUAUACGAGUAUGGGCCAAUACCUGCAAGCAGUUGAUUUGGCACUGUCACACAAUGAGGUUGAACUAGCCGCAGUCAUUGCCGACCGGCCCAUGUCAAACCCCCAGCUUCGAAAGAGACUCUGGUUGGCAGUGGCUCGCAAAGUCAUUGCCAAAUCAGACGGAAUCAAAGCAGCCAUUGAGUUCCUCAAGAGAUGCGACCUUCUCAAGAUUGAAGACCUAAUACCAUUCUUCCCUGACUUUGUGGUGAUUGACGAUUUCAAAGAGGAGAUUUGCCAGGCAUUGGAAGACUAUUCUCGGAAUAUUGACAGUCUGAAGAAAGAGAUGGAUGAGUCGUCACAGACGGCAAGUAAUAUCAAAAUGGACAUUGCGGCACUAGAUCAUCGAUAUGCCAUCGUCGAGCCUGGGGAGAAGUGCUACGUCUGCGGACUGCCCUUGCUUAGCAGGCAAUUCUUUGUGUUUCCCUGUCAGCACUCAUUCCAUUCGGAUUGCAUGGGGAGAAAGGUGCUCGAGUACUCCGGGUUCGGGCACUCAAAGAAGAUACGGCAGUUGCAGAUGCAGAUUCACAAGGGGCUGGUAAAUGGGGCCAAGAGGGAGGCGGUGGUUGCUGAACUCGAUGCUUUGGUGGCUUCAGCAUGUAUUCUAUGCAGCGACUUUGCCAUCAAGAGAAUAGAUGAGCCAUUUAUAUCUGCCGACGACAAUCCUAAUGAAUGGGCUGUGUAG
Messenger RNA from Metarhizium brunneum ARSEF 3297, 2901 nucleotides. It is a transcript of the gene vps18, whose product is annotated as Vacuolar protein sorting-associated protein 18. Gene Ontology annotation, molecular function: protein-macromolecule adaptor activity. Gene Ontology annotation, cellular component: HOPS complex; endosome. The record is from RefSeq and is a predicted model, not a curated record. Gene Ontology annotation, biological process: vacuole organization; vesicle-mediated transport; intracellular protein transport. Lineage: Eukaryota; Fungi; Ascomycota; Sordariomycetes; Hypocreales; Clavicipitaceae.